Molecule: messenger RNA, 423 nt
Organism: Zingiber officinale
Lineage: Eukaryota; Viridiplantae; Streptophyta; Magnoliopsida; Zingiberales; Zingiberaceae
Exons: 1
Coding region: 1-423 (140 amino acids)
Source: RefSeq, a predicted model, not a curated record
AUGACCGACAUAACACCAUUCCAUGUGGUGUAUGGUGGGGAAGCGGUGGUCUACGUGGAGGUCGGAGUAGAAUCUGACCGGGUUCAUCUCUAUGAUGAGGGGAACGCUGAGCGGACGUACAUGGAGCUCGAUUUGGUGGACGAGGCACGGGACAAGGCUGUCAUUCAGCCGAUAGCAUAUCGACAACGUAUGAAGCAGAGCUACAACCGGAGGGUGAUCCCAAGAUCCUUCCAAGUCAAUGAUUUGGUCCGAAAGAGAAUCAAGUCGGUUGGUGACGUCAACAAGCUCGAGGCACCUUGGGUGGGACCUUACAAGGUCAUACAGAAAUUCCGCUCGGGGGCCUACUACCUAGAGGACGAAGACAGAAGACAGCUUGAGUGGCUAUGGAGCACGAACCAUCUCCAACCCUACAAGGCCGGAUGA